Messenger RNA from Phytophthora sojae, 1671 nucleotides. RefSeq lists its product as hypothetical. The record is from RefSeq and is a predicted model, not a curated record. The annotation marks the transcript as partial. The transcript is spliced from 4 exons. Gene Ontology annotation, molecular function: GTPase activity; GTP binding. Lineage: Eukaryota; Oomycota; Peronosporomycetes; Peronosporales; Peronosporaceae.
AUGUUCACGAUCAAGAACCGGUCGGUCAUACAAAUAAGCACGGGAAAUGAACGAACGUACGUCAACUUGGUGCACUUUCCAGCUAAUGCCGAUGGGCCUUCUUCACGCGCGAGUGAAAUGGUCAUCUCCACGUUUGGGAAGGUGCCCUCGCUUUGCGACUUCAAUUAUCAGAGUCGAAGCAUGGUCUUCCUGUCGGCAGAUUCAGUCGGGAUCUACAAAUUCGACGAGACAUUCAAGCGAAUGGACUGCGUGAAAGUUGUUGAUUUGGGUGUGCACUCGACGUUGACGGCUCCAUUCAACGAUAUGCUCCUCCUGGGCAGAACAGUUUACGUAACAGAGCCUACAAGGUGUCGACAUCAAUUUGAUACUGAUACUUCGCGCAGCCGUCUUAUGGGGUUCUCGGAUGAUCUUGCUAUCGGGGCUGUUUUGGUCACAGCGUGCGCGGAUGGAUCUUUUCAGGGAAAACUGUCGUGCGUUGCUCUUGAUGCCUAUCGCCAGCUACCUGUUGCGCCACUAGGAGACACUUUUCUGACGAACGAAGUGCAAGCAGAGUGUGUGAACGGACAUGUUUUUGUUUUCGAUCCAUUAGCAAGAAAGCUGCACGCAUUUUCCGUUGACGUGACUGUCCGUAGCGAUUCCUACAGCAUGCGGCACGGCGAGAAGUGUCUGCGCAAGGAGCACUGGAUGUACACGUUUUAUCACGUUUUCGAGAAUGAAAAAUCCAUGGUGGCAUUCCUCCAGACGCUCGUUACUUUUCUUCCUAUUCAAAUCUGUCGCGCUGAGGCAAACGCGCUGACAGUGCUACGAGAUGGAUUGGACCCAUCUUUCGAUGUAGCCGAAGUGGAGCAGGAGUCAGCGGAUAUUGCUGAAUCAACUCGAUUUGGGCUUUUGUCGCCGCUUUUGUCGGCGUGGGAAGGUCGCGUCGUCGUCAUCACGUCCAUGGGAAAGCAGUCGACCGGGAAAAGCUACUUCCUCAAUCACUUAACGGGGUCCUCGUUUGCCAUCGCUGGAAAUCGUUGCACUGACGGUGCGUGGAUGACACUACGCAUCAUGAAAGAUGUUUUGCUUGUCGUUCUGGAUUUCGAAGGUCUGGGGUCCUUCGAGCGAACAGAUCAAGAAGAUGUUUUUCUUGCGGUGCUGAAUGCGUCGCUGUCGAUGUUCACGAUAUUCCGGAUGGAAAUGCGGCUUGACAAAGAAAUUGACAAGCUUUUCACCAAGUUUCAAAAGGGAAUGGAUCUACUCAAGCAAGACAAGCGACUGUUCCGAGGAAUAUUCUACAUGAGUGUGAAGGACAUUAACCCGAAUGAUGGCCGAGAUGUCCUCUCGGAGUUUACGGGGAAAAUCAGGAACCUGCUCAAAGCCACGUCGGGGCAAAACUUCCUAACGAACAUGUAUUCCGGUAAAGUGAGUAUUAGUUGCUCCCCUCCGUUAGGGACUCCUGGCUACUACGAGUCGCUACUUCACGCGAAGAAGUUGGUCAAGAAAGUUAUUACGCAGCAGGGCGAAGCGGAGCAUGGGUUUCGAAGCGGGAGAGCCUUCCACGACUUUAUCCGACUGGUAUUGGCCAAAAUGUCGAUCUUGGAUUGGACCACUGUUGAAGAAACCGCGCAACAACUUCAGAUGAAGGAGCUUCACCGAAAUCUGCCUGGUAUCAUUCGCACAGGAAUUCUG